GUACAACAACUUGUUCAUGAGCUCCUUCUCUCUCUAGCUCUCUCUCUCUCCCUCCCUCUCUGAGCUUCAGAACUUUUCCAUCUCAAUUGUGUGGAGGGACAAAUUACCUUUUCUGAUUACAGUUCAAAAUGACUGAAAACGUGAGCAUUUCUGUGAAUGGACAAUCUCAAGUCCCUCCUGGUUUCAGAUUUCAUCCAACUGAAGAGGAGCUGUUGCAGUACUACUUAAGGAAGAAGGUCUCCAAUCAAAGGAUUGAUCUGGAUGUCAUCCGCGAUGUCGAUCUCAAUAAGCUUGAGCCGUGGGAUAUACAAGAGAAGUGUAAGAUAGGAACGACACCGCAAAAUGAUUGGUAUUUCUUCAGCCACAAGGACAAGAAAUACCCUACUGGAACUCGCACAAACCGUGCAACGGCUGCCGGAUUCUGGAAGGCCACUGGCCGUGACAAGGUCAUAAGCAGCAACUGCAGGCGGAUCGGUAUGAGGAAGACUCUUGUUUUCUACAAAGGCCGAGCUCCCCAUGGCCAGAAGUCUGAUUGGAUCAUGCACGAGUAUAGACUCGACGACAACAACAGCUGCAUAACUAGUGUCUCGAUCACGGUCGUGGGAGAGGCAGCAGAGGAGGGAUGGGUGGUUUGCAGAAUCUUCAAGAAGAAAAAUCUGCACAAAAGCUUGAGUACUCCAAUUCUGAGUUCUACUAUUUCUUCAUCUAUCACAACAGAACUUCCAAGAAGUUCAAGCCAAAUGUUUGAUGAUGAUGAUCACGAGGGAGCUUUUGAGGAGAUGCUUCAGUACAUGGGAACAAAGACCUGCAAGGAAGAAAUUACUGAUCAUCAUCUUCAUCCCAUUCACACAGGUAUCAGCAAUCACAUCAAUGGCUACCAUGAUCAUCAUAAUGAUAGGUUCCUGAAACUUCCAAGUCUCGAGAGCCCAAAAUCCACAAGCAGCCAGAACUAUUACCAGCCUAUUAUCAAUAAUCAUGAAGACAUGGUCAUAGAUCAGAAUGAAGGCACAGUUAUGAACCAGCAUCGACAUUACCAGCACGUGGACGACUCGGCCAGCCUCACCAACUGGGCAGCGCUUGAUCGUUUGGUGGCUUCACAACUGAAUGGCGGCCAGGAAACCGGGUCGUCUAGGCAAUUUGCUUGCUUAAUUGAACCCACCCUUAAUGCAUUUUGCACUAGUACCACUGAUAACGAACUCCAAUUACCAAGUACACUACGAUCCUCAUCAUCAUCGAAUUCAUCCAGCAAAUCAUACCAUGCCACCCAACAGGACUACUACACCAACGAAAUCGACCUGUGGAGUACUUUUGCUGCUGCAAAACUGCAAUCAUCAUCACCUUUGUCAUCCUCCGACGAAUUAUACCACGUGUCGAAUGGUCAUAUAUAA
This is a messenger RNA of Fragaria vesca subsp. vesca, 1388 nucleotides long. RefSeq names its product NAC domain-containing protein 43-like. NCBI's taxonomy places the organism in Eukaryota, Viridiplantae, Streptophyta, Magnoliopsida, Rosales, Rosaceae. Gene Ontology annotation, biological process: regulation of DNA-templated transcription. The record is from RefSeq and is a predicted model, not a curated record. Gene Ontology annotation, molecular function: DNA binding. The coding region runs from base 129 to 1388 and encodes 419 amino acids. The transcript has 3 exons.